Messenger RNA from Ilex paraguariensis (yerba mate), 1392 nucleotides. The record is from the annotation of a GenBank genome assembly. NCBI's taxonomy places the organism in Eukaryota, Viridiplantae, Streptophyta, Magnoliopsida, Aquifoliales, Aquifoliaceae.
ACCGUGGUCCUUGGGUAUCAUUCUUCCACGUUCCUCUGGUGUUUGGUCAGUCAUUAGACUGGUCGAUACGUAGGUAAAGCCUUCGGAGACGAAUAUAAACCGACGGUAUAACAACCAGAGAACGGUCCUGCCAUUAGUCGUUGCUGAGGGAGAGAGAAGAAGACGAAGAUGGAGGAUGACACGAGUAGUAUAAAUGUGAGCGGAUUGCAAUUCGCAUACGAUGGACAACCCUCGCUCUUCUAUGAUUUCAACCUCCACAUCUCUCCUGGAUCUCGAUGCCUCCUUGUCGGCGCCAAUGGAUCUGGGAAGACCACUUUGCUGAAGAUCUUAGCAGGAAAGAACAUGGUAGGCGGACGAGAUGUCGUGCGGGUGCUGAAUUGUUCUGCUUUUCAUGAUACACACUUGGUUUGUAGUGGUGACUUGUCGUAUUUGGGAGGCUCUUGGAGUAAAACUGUUGGUUCCGCUGGAGAGGUUCCGCUCCAAGGAGACUUCUCUGCUGAGCAUAUGAUUUUUGGAGUUGAAGGGGCUGAUCCUGUUAGAAGAGAGAAAUUGAUACAAUUGCUCGAUAUUGAUCUAGAGUGGCGGAUGCACAAGGUUUCUGAUGGACAGCGGCGUCGAGUCCAAAUCUGCAUGGGUCUCCUUCAUCCUUUUAAGGUCCUAUUGCUGGAUGAAGUUACUGUUGACCUAGACGUUGUUGCUAGGAUGGAUUUACUGGACUUCUUUAAGGAAGAAUGUGAGCAGAGAGGAGCUACAAUUGUCUAUGCAACCCAUAUUUUUGAUGGAUUGGAGACGUGGGCGACAGAUCUGGCCUACAUCCAAGAUGGUGAGUUAAAGAGGACAGAUAAGUUAUCUGAGCUUCCUGAGUUGCAGAAGUCCUCCAAUUUGCUUUCAGUUGUUGAAUCCUGGCUGCGUUCUGAAACCAAAAUAGACAAAAAGAGACCGAUUACUCAAGCGCAAAUUCAGAAGACCUCUCCAUUUGAUACUUCUCCUUUCAGGUCCUCCAGACACAUGGCAUACUAUCGUUAAUCUAGCUCAAAUUGGUUAUUUUUAGCUGAAAAAUUCAUGGCAUACUCAAUCAAUAACGAGCAAGAAAAAAAAGGGAUAUAAGAAGAUAAAGUUCCCGGCUUCUUAAAAGGUCAGUUAGGUUGCCCUCUUUUCAACAAGAUUGUGCAGAAAAGAUGUUGGGACUCAUUGCCUGCUUUUGUAGUGAGUUAUUGUAUCUUGAAGCUCCACAGAUUUGCCCCUGGCAUAGAUGUUUAAUUCAUUUCUGAAUAUUGCAUUAGCUGGUAAAUUGUUGUGGUGUUCGGUUUCAUAUAUUUGUUAUUCAUCAGAAAUUUCAUCGAAUUGUGAAACGCUUCCUUUGUUCCUUUUGCUUUGAUUAGUAUAUUUCCC